CCACCUCCCGCCCCCACCCACCCGCCAACUUCCGCGCUUUACGGCAGCCGCGCUUCCCUCCCUUCCUUCCCCCUUUUGCGACAGUCGUGUGGCGAUGACGCGCUAAGGGCGGGCCGGGCGCCGCCGCCGCCUCUUUGCCCGCCGCCAUCCGUCGCCAUCGGGGCCGUGCAGGAGGUGUAAGCCAUGGCGAAGUUCGUGACCCCCGUGAUCCAGGACAACCCGUCCGGCUGGGGGCCGUGCGCCGUGCCCGAGCAGUUCAGGGACAUGCCCUACCAGCCCUUCAGCAAAGGAGACCGCCUGGGGAAGGUGGCUGAUUGGACAGGAGCCACGUAUCAGGAUAAGAGAUACACAAACAAGUACUCGUCACAGUUCGGUGGUGGAAGUCAGUAUGCGUAUUUCCACGAGGAGGAUGAGACGAGCUUCCAGCUGGUGGACACAGCCCGGACGCAGAAAACUGCGUACCAGAGGAAUCGUAUGCGAUUUGCACAGAGGAACCUGCGGAGAGACAAGGACCGUCGGAACAUGCUGCAAUUCAGCAUGCAGACGCUGCCAAAGAGUGCCAAGCAGAAGGAGAGAGAUCGUCUGCGUCUACAAAAGAAGUUUCAGAAGCAGUUUGGAGUGAGGCAGAAAUGGGACCAAAAAUCACAGCAGAAGCCUCGUGACUCCUCUGUUGAAGUUCGCAGUGACUGGGAGGUGAAGGAGGAGAUGGAUUUCCCUCGACUGAUGAAGAUGCGCUACCUAGAGGUGUCAGAGCCACAGGACAUAGAGUGCUGUGGAGCCCUAGAAUACUACGACAAAGCCUUUGACCGCAUUACAACAAGGAACGAGAAGCUGCUGAGGAGCAUUAAGCGCAUCUUCCACACCGUCACCACUACUGAUGACCCAGUUAUCCGAAAGCUGGCCAAGACCCAAGGGAACGUGUUUGCCACGGAUGCCAUCCUGGCCACACUGAUGAGCUGCACUCGCUCUGUGUAUUCCUGGGACAUCAUUGUCCAGAGAGUUGGAUCCAAGCUUUUCUUUGACAAGAGGGAUAAUUCAGAUUUUGACCUCCUGACAGUGAGUGAAACAGCUAAUGAACCACCGCAGGAAGAGGGCAACUCCUUUAAUUCUCCCCGCAACCUUGCCAUGGAAGCCACCUACAUCAACCAUAACUUCUCCCAGCAGUGUCUGAGGAUGGGAAAGGAGAAAUACAAGUUUCCCAACCCGAACCCUUUUGUGGAGGAUGACAUGGAUAAAAACGAAGUAGCUUCUGUUGCAUACAGAUACCGAAGGUGGAAGCUGGGAGAUGAUAUCGAUCUCAUUGUCCGCUGUGAGCACGACGGAGUGAUGACGGGAGCGAACGGAGAGGUGUCGUUCAUCAACAUCAAAACGCUGAACGAAUGGGAUUCCAGGUACUGCAAUGGAGUAGACUGGCGCCAGAAGCUUGACUCGCAGAGAGGAGCUGUGAUUGCCACGGAGCUGAAAAACAACAGCUACAAAUUGGCCCGCUGGACAUGCUGCGCGCUGCUGGCUGGAUCAGAGUAUCUUAAACUCGGGUACGUGUCCCGUUACCACGUGAAGGACUCUGCCCGCCACGUGAUCCUGGGCACGCAGCAGUUCAAGCCCAAUGAGUUUGCCAGCCAGAUAAACCUGAGCAUAGAGAACGCCUGGGGCAUCCUGCGCUGCGUCAUCGACAUCUGCAUGAAGCUGGACGAGGGCAAGUACCUCAUCCUCAAAGACCCCAACAAGCAGGUGAUCCGAAUCUACAGCCUGCCGGACGGCACCUUCAGCUCGGAUGAGGAUGAGGAGGAUGAAGAGGAGGAGGAUGAAGAGGAAGAGGAGGAGAGCUGAGCGGUGGGGCUGCGCGGGGAGGACCGUACCGCACCCCAGAAGCCGGCAGCGGGGCCGCACGCCUGGAAUAAAGUCACUUUGCUCUGC
This is a messenger RNA of Oxyura jamaicensis (ruddy duck), 1917 nucleotides long. RefSeq names its product eukaryotic translation initiation factor 3 subunit D (gene EIF3D). Gene Ontology annotation, molecular function: translation initiation factor activity. The record is from RefSeq and is a predicted model, not a curated record. Gene Ontology annotation, biological process: translational initiation. Lineage: Eukaryota; Metazoa; Chordata; Aves; Anseriformes; Anatidae. Bases 184 to 1830 code for a protein of 548 amino acids. The transcript is spliced from 15 exons. Gene Ontology annotation, cellular component: cytoplasm; eukaryotic translation initiation factor 3 complex.